CACUGAUAGGUCGAGUAUUAAUUUUCAGUGGCCUUCUAAAAUUUUCAAAGAUAAUCUCAAGAUUGUUUGACAGUUUCUGAAACUUGGAUUUAUCAAUAAGGUCCAGUCUGAUUAUUGUAUCUAGUCUAAGCUUAUAUUUGAAAAAUAAAAGUUAUAGUUCUUGUUUAACUGUGUUAUUUUUCUAAUAUAUUUUUGUAGUUGAUUUAAUUAAAUCUAAAAAAUAUGGCAAAUAUUCUUAAUAGGGCUGUCUUCUAUGUUACGAAUUCUGUUUCUAAAACAUCACUUAAGAUAUUUGCCAAUAGCCCUGCUUUACAGCAAACUUAUGAACAGAGAAGAAAUCUGAAUGUUCAUGAACACAUAAGUUAUACUCUUCUCAAUGAUGCUGGUAUUCCUGUGCCAAAAUUUGGUGUUGCCAAAAGUGCUCAGGAAGCUUCCGAAAUAGCACAGAAGUUAGGAAUCAAAGAUAUAGUCCUAAAAGCUCAAGUUCUUGCUGGAGGUCGAGGAAAAGGACAUUUCAAAGGAGGUCUUAAAGGCGGAGUGAAGAUGGUUUUCACCCCUGAGGAAGCUGCAAAUACAACUGGUAAAAUGAUAGGUGAUUACUUGAUAACCAAGCAAACUGGAGAGAAAGGUCGUAUUUGUAACUCAGUAAUGGUUACUGAAAGGAAAUUUCCCCGUAAAGAAUACUAUUUCGCAAUAAUGAUGGAAAGAGCAUUUAGUGGUCCAGUUGUUAUUGCUUCCUCUCAGGGUGGUAUAAACAUUGAAGAAGUAGCUGCAGAGAAUCCAGAUGCUAUUCUUUACAUUCCCAUUGACAUUACAACAGGCCUGUCUAAACAAACAGCCGAAGACAUUGCAGUCAAGGUAGGCCUAUCUGAUAAAAAAGAACAGACAGCUCAGAUGUUAUUGAAUAUGUAUGACCUCUUUGUUAAAAAAGACGCACUUCUUAUUGAAAUAAACCCUUAUGCUGAAGACUCAAAUGGAGAUUAUUUCAGUCUUGAUGCUAAGUUUCGAUUUGAUGAUAAUGCAGAGUUCAGACAAAAAGACCUGUUUGAAUUAAGAGAUUGGACACAAGAAGAUCCUAAAGAGGUUGAAGCUGCAAAACAUAAUUUAAAUUAUAUUGCGCUUGACGGCGAUAUUGGUUGCCUUGUAAAUGGUGCUGGCUUAGCUAUGGCUACAAUGGACAUCAUUAAACUUCACGGGGGAGAACCAGCUAAUUUCCUGGAUGUCGGUGGUGGUGCCACUGCUAAUCAAGUGAAAGAAGCCUUUAAAAUUAUUACUGCCGAUCCUAAAGUUUAUGCAAUCAUGGUCAAUAUCUUUGGAGGCAUAAUGCGCUGUGAUGUCAUUGCUGAAGGAAUAAUUGCUGCAGUGAAGGAACUUGAUCUUAAAAUACCGAUUAUCUGUAGACUUCAGGGAACCAAUGUUGAUGAUGCUAAAAUAUUGAUUGCUCAUUCUGGGAUGAAAAUUCUUCCUUGCGACAACCUCGAUGAGGCAGCACGUUUAGCUGUAAAAUUGUCAUCUAUAGUAGGUCUAGCACGAGCAGCUCACCUUGACGUCAACUUCGAAAUGCCGCUAUGAACAUAAAUUUAAGUGUGACGCCACACGCCAUGAUACAUACUCUAGUUGUCUAUAUAAUUAUUUAUAUUCCUUUUAUGAAGGUGGAUAAUCCUUAGCCCGGGAAUGUGAUAUUGAUUAAUUUAUUCAUAGAUCAACUGCGCCAGUGAAUUUUAUUUAUAUUAAAUUAAUUAGUGAUAUAUUAAAGCCAAAUUUUGUUCUAUAAAGCAUUUCUUUGGUGGAAAUGAUAUUUAUAUCAAUUUGAACUAAAUGUAUCACCACUUCUUUUGAAGGAUUUUUAAUCAAAAAUGUACAUUUUUAUUUUGAGGUAAAAUAUUAAACAUUAUCAAAAUAGAUUAUUUAUUUAUG
Messenger RNA from Nezara viridula (southern green stink bug), 1917 nucleotides. The record is from the annotation of a GenBank genome assembly. Lineage: Eukaryota; Metazoa; Arthropoda; Insecta; Hemiptera; Pentatomidae.